AUGUUAAGUGAGGAUUGGCUUGAUAAUGAACCACCAACAACAAAUUCAAAAAAGAAAUCAAAAGGAGCAGCGCGUGUACUUGAUGAACCAAUUGAUGAUACAUUUGAUACCUUACUCGAAAGUGCUUCAAAGUCUGCUAACCUUACAGCAUCAUUAAAAUCAAAAUCAAGUCGACGACCUAAUGCUGAAGCAGCAAGUGGUUGGUCAAAUGAUGUUAAUGAUGAAAAUGGCAGUUUAGAUAUCUCAUCUAUGCCUACUUCUCAACCGCCAAUGAUUCGACAAAGUAAUCGUCGAGCAGCAGAAGAAAUCAUUGCUACAGAUAUUCCUACGAUUCCUAUGGAUGAUGCUGAUGCGGAUGAUACAAUUGAUAUGACUCCACAAGUAGCUGUUGCUCCCGAAUUUUCUGUUCAUCAAAUAGCUUCAUUCAAAGAAAUUGAACAUGAAUUUUCUCGUGAACGUGCUAGUCAAUAUAUUGAUAGCAAAAUUGAUAUUGGUAUAUUAUAUCAUAAUCUUCAUUUACAAGAAGAACUCGAUGCCGAAGAACAAAAACCUUGGGAUUGGGACAAACUAUUUGUUGAAGUUCGAAAUUCUAUAACGAAUCCAACAAUGGAUUCAUAA
Messenger RNA from Rotaria sp. Silwood1, 618 nucleotides. Lineage: Eukaryota; Metazoa; Rotifera; Eurotatoria; Philodinida; Philodinidae. The record is from the annotation of a GenBank genome assembly.